Messenger RNA from Phyllotreta striolata, 1188 nucleotides. The record is from the annotation of a GenBank genome assembly. NCBI's taxonomy places the organism in Eukaryota, Metazoa, Arthropoda, Insecta, Coleoptera, Chrysomelidae.
ACGAGUAGUAUAUUUACCAAUAAAUCCGUUUUCGCAAUUCCUGGAGUGGCUCUCGUUCGGAUUAUCUCCGCAGAGGCCCCCGAAAAAUCCUUAGCGGGCGCUUUAUCGGAGGCGAUCGUCGAGGAGCUUUUAAUUUACAAUGCUAAUACCGAAGCCGGUGCGUUUUCGUUUCGGCGUAUAAAUAGAGGUGAGUCGUCGGUGAUACCUCGUUAUACUCGCUUUUCGCUAAUUGUCCGAUUUCCGAGGCGAAUCAUGGGGAACGCGAACGCGAAAACCGUCGAUCUGGAAAACUGGAUGUCUCUGCUACCCGGUCAGGUCAAAGAAAAACCGAUCGCGGAAAUCGCCAUUCCAGGUUCCCACGACAGUUUCACGGCCAAAAUCACCGACAAAUCGGACGUGGCUCCGGAUGCCGAGCAGAUCUUGAAGGAUCUCUCCGUUUUGGGGCCCAUAGUGAAGGAAGUGAUAGCCAGGUGGUCGAUCACCCAAACCUACAUGGCCGCGGGUCAAUUAUUAAGGGGCAUUAGAUAUUUCGAUAUACGCUCGGCCACUAAGAAAGGCACGGACGACAUUUACAUCUGCCACGCUUUGUACUCGGACACGGUGAAAUCGUGCUUGGAGGAAAUCAACGGGUUUUUGGAUAAGCAUCCUAAAGAGGUGGUGGUUUUGGACUUUCAACAUUUCUACGGUUUCGAUGAGGAAAUCCACAAAACUUAUGUGCAAUUGAUUAAAUCGACGUUCGGUAGUAAAAUAGCACCCAAUUAUUUACAAAUGGAUUCCACUAGUUUAAAUUCUUUAGUUAAAGCCGGUUAUCAAGUAUUGAUUGUCUAUCGAACGAACGAUACUGAUUUUUUCCCUUCGUCGACAUUUCCAAAUCCCUGGCCAAACACCGUUUCGAAAGAGGACCUGAUCACUUCUCUAUACAAGGGAAUAGCUAAUAGAAACUCCAGUAUUCCCUUCAUAUCCCAAUGCGUCCUGACGCCCGACGCCGAAUUCAUAAUUGCCCACGUUUUCAGUUCUCUGAAAGAAAAAUGCGCAAUUGAAUUGGACAACGACAGGUGCGAUUGGAUAGAAAAACAAAGUGCUGGAAAAGGCGGCCUAAACAUCAUAAUAGCGGAUUUCAUCGAAUUGAAUGAUAACAAAUACGUCAGGGAUGUGAUAAGCGUUAACCAAAAAGUGUUUUCAAAUUAA